Tribolium castaneum (red flour beetle) is the source of this 1511-nucleotide messenger RNA. RefSeq names its product KICSTOR complex protein ITFG2. The coding region runs from base 1 to 1443 and encodes 480 amino acids. Gene Ontology annotation, biological process: regulation of TOR signaling. Lineage: Eukaryota; Metazoa; Arthropoda; Insecta; Coleoptera; Tenebrionidae. The transcript has 8 exons. The record is from RefSeq and is a predicted model, not a curated record. Gene Ontology annotation, cellular component: KICSTOR complex.
AUGCGUGCUAUUUCACUAGUUAAUCGUUUAGAGUUUCAAUUUAUGGGCAAUGUUGCUAGAAACGCUGUUACUUUAGGGGAUAUAGACAAUGAUGGGUGUAAUGAACUAAUUAUAGGAAAUAACAAAGGUGAAGUCGCGAUUUUUAAGGGAAAAGAAAAGAUUAAAAAAAUAACCGAUCUUACAUUUGUUAGUUGUGUGGCUGUUGGCGACAUUUUUAACAAACAGAAGAACAGUUUGGUUAUCGUAACAGCUGAUGGUUGGUGUUACAUUUACGAAGUUCCUGAUGAUGGUAUAAGUCUUAGUGAAGAAGUGGAAAAAGCUGAUGAAGAUAUAAGCCAGGUUGAUGGACAAGUACAAUCAGGAGAGGUGUUAGAAUAUAGCACUGAGUCAAACAGGAGUCAGGGAGACAAAGAUGAAAAACCGCAAUUGGUCUGUGUGCAUAUUCAGAGGAUACCUGCAAACGCCAAGAAUAUUGUCCUGGGCGACAUCGACAACGAUGGAAUGAUCGAAAUGAUUUUGGGCCUUACUGACAGAGUUGUCCGUUCUUAUAGAUGGGUUAAUGAGCCUCAUAAACCGUCUGAAACCACCACAGCCCACAAUCCUGAAAAUUUACAAUAUUUUGGCAAGCUAAUAGCUUUAAACAAGUGGGAAUGUGCAAACCAAAUCGGUUCAAUCACACUCCAUCACACUAGCGACGGAAAACCCUCUCUUCUAAUUGCUCAACCUGGAGGAACUUUUAUGCGAAUUCGUUGCCAGCCUGACGAUAGCGGACAAGCUCAGGAAAAUCUAGAAUUAAGUGGUUCAAGCAGUGAUACGAUGCCCGGCUCUGCCAUUGACUACCAGUUCCUAGGGAUUUCACGAAUGAGGAAUCAAAACAUAUCAACUGAAAUUUUGGGUGAUUUCCAGUCGGGACAUUUGGAAAGUCAGAGCGAAGACGCGAAAAAAUGCCCCUAUGCUGUUGCCACGUUAGAUGGGACGAUUAUGCUGGUUCAAGACGAAGUCAUACUUUGGGCCAUUGCCGUCGACCAUCAAAUCUUUGCGUUGUGUAAACUGGACGUCACUGGCAACGGCAUGGACGACAUAGUUGUGUGUUCUUGGGACGGCCAGACUUAUAUCCUUGAUCAGGAGAAAAACUGUGUGAGAUUUCAUCUGGACGAGCCAGUUCAAGCGUUCCACUGUGGACACUACAGCCUGACAAUCAAUGAUGAGCCCGUCACUUGUCUAGUCUACAUCACCUUCAAGAAUACCGUAAUUGUUUAUUACGACAUACCGCUCAAAGAACUCAAGUGCAAAAAAUACGAGCCUCGGCUCGACUUAUUGCGUGAGUUGUACAUGAAGGACGGGACGACUCCGGAAGAGGCACAGGACGUGGUUGAAAAUUUGGACAGGAAAAAGAAGAGUCAACUGAUACAUCGCCUGUUGUACAACGUGAAGAAAUCAUAAUUGUUAUUUUAUUGGAAGUAUACAAAUAUGUAUUUGAAUAGAAAUAAACUUUUUACAGAAAACAUUAA